AUGAGUAAGAAACGUAUAAUAAAUGUUCCAAUUGUCGGUCGUCAAUAUGGAAAAACUGACCUCGAACGAGUAGGUUUCUUUGAUGACCCUGUAUCGGGUCCCUUUGAUCAGUAUCGAGGCCCUGUACAAUUUCGCGAGGACGUCGUUAAAGGACGCCAAAUUCUCGGUGGACCUUCCAAUAAAUUAUUCGAGCAAAAAUUUGAAAGGAUUUUUGAAGGCGAGGCACUCACAGAACCAUGGCGCGAAGAAGCGAAGCAACGGAUACAAGAUGAGAAAAGAAAGAUUGCUGGCCGCAUGCUACCGACAUCUCCAUCGAAGAAACACUCGUCGCCCGGAGAUUGGUAUGGAUGCUUUGCUAAACCUUCUUACUUCAGUCCGGGACCGAGAGUGGAAGUGAAAAAAAAGACGCCGGUUUUGCCUAAUAUGAAGAUCAAACCCAAUCCGCUCGGCGGUCCGGGUUACGCGGAUAUUUGCCUCAAUCCUUAUCCGUCGUAUUCCCACGAGCCUUACGAUCGCGUCCCAGGGAUUGUUCGCAAAAGCCGAUUCUUGACGACUAGUGCGCCGUUGGAUUACUUUCCGCCCAAUCCCUACGAAGAUGAGAUUCCAGGACCUACUUACGUCCAUCCGGUCGAAAUUGCAAGGAAGACACUCGGUAUGGCGCGAUUCUACGUUCCUUUCCCCAAGAAGCCUGGCGGAAGUCACGAUGGUUGCUUCAGCAAGUUUCCAGAGUACACGAACGAUCCUUAUGUUAAGGAUAAGGAUAAAGCUGCCGUCGAGCCCAAGUUUAUAAGCGGCGGACCGUCCUUACGUUCGAAAUAUACAAAUAGUAUUAUCGCGCAAAUAACGAAGAUAUCGUGCAACGUCCGCAAUUAUCCGGAAUAUCGAGAACGAGUGUAUCCUCUGCACUGA
Camponotus floridanus (Florida carpenter ant) is the source of this 909-nucleotide messenger RNA. RefSeq names its product UPF0602 protein C4orf47 homolog. The record is from RefSeq and is a predicted model, not a curated record. NCBI's taxonomy places the organism in Eukaryota, Metazoa, Arthropoda, Insecta, Hymenoptera, Formicidae. Bases 1 to 909 code for a protein of 302 amino acids. Gene Ontology annotation, cellular component: centrosome. The transcript is spliced from 4 exons.